GUAUUUUUCUUUGUUUUUUAAAUCGGUGGGAGUGCCAGCAUCUUAGAGAUUUUUUUUUUAAUGCCUCCUGCGACCCAGACACGAGGUCUUAAAGGACUUUAGCAAGAUUUUUUCCCCCCAUUUCACAGAUGCUGAAAUGGAGGUUUCCCUAACAGGUUCUAGUCCCGGGGUCCUCACUAAGAAGUGCUAGCAAUGGGGUGGGGGGGGGGGGGCGGGGAAUUCCUGUGAAACUGUGCGGUCUCUUCCUCCAAGGGGCCUCCUUAACAGCUGUCCUGCCGGCGUCGCCAGCUGCCCAGCCAGUUCCUGUCCCUUUCGGAGCCCGCGCUCACCCCGCCUGACGCUCGGAGUCAAUCCCUGCCGGGCGUCAGGCCCGCUGCUGGAGGAAUGGAGUUCGCGGAGCUGAUCCGCACCGGCCAGGCCCAAGCCGAGCUCCUGAGGGGCCCAGAGGAGCCCCCGCUGCGUGGCACGCUUUGUAUCACCGGCCACCACCUGCUGCUGUCGCCAGGGCCCCAGGCGACUCCAGACCUGUGGCUGCUGCUGCUGCGUAACGUUGACUCCAUCGAGAAGCGGGUUGCGGGUGACUCGGGCACCAUCACGCUGCGCUGUAAGGACCUGAGAGUGUUGCAGCUGGACAUAGAGGGCGUGGAGGCGACGCUGGACAUCGCCCGCUCCAUCGAGGCGCUGUCCUCCCUGGAAUCGGUCAUCACUUCCUUUCCGUUCUUCUACCGUCCCAAAGGUUUGAGGUUGGGCGACGCCUGGCACUUCCACCCUCCCGAAUGUUACUACAAGCGAGUAGCUCGCGAGACCAGCGCGUGGCGGCUGAGCGAGGCGAACGAGGACUUCAGCUUGUGCCCCAGUUACCCCCGCGCCGUGAUCGUGCCUCGCGCGGUGGACGACAGCGCCCUGGCGCGUAGCGCCCGCUUCCGCCAGGGAGGCCGCUUCCCUGUGCUCAGCUACUACCACGCUCCCAGUGGAACCGUGCUGCUACGUGCAGGUCAGCCCCUGACUGGGCCCCAGAAGCGGCGUUGCUCUGAGGACGAGGAGCUGCUGAGAGCUGUGCUGGCGGGGGCUCGGCCCGGGGCCCGGGGCUUCAUCGUGGACACACGCUCGCCCCAGGCCGCCAAACAGGCCCGCAUGACUGGCGGGGGCACCGAGGCCAAGGCUGCCUACCCUGGCUGGAAACGACUGCACCGGCCCCUGGAGAGGGGGCGGCCCCUACAGGAGAGCUUCGUGCACCUGGUGGAGGCCUGUGGGGACCUGGAGCAGAGUAUGGACCGCUGGCUUAAUCGACUAGAGAGCUGCCGCUGGCUGUCCCAUGUGAAGGAGACUCUGAGUACCGCCUGCCUAGCAGCUCAGAGCAUGGAACAGGAAGGGGCCUGCGUCCUGGUACAUGGGGCUGACGGCACGGACAGCACCCUGCUCAUCACUUCACUGGCCCAACUCAUCCUAGACCCCUUGAGCCGAACCAUGGCUGGAUUCCAGGAACUGAUAGAGCGAGAGUGGAUCCAGGCUGGCCACCCCUUCCAGCUGCGCUGCGCUCACUCAGCCUUCUCCCACGCCCGCCCCAAACACGAGGCACCCACCUUUCUCCUCUUCCUGGACUGCGUGUGGCAGCUGGGUCGCCAGUUCCCGCUGUCGCUGGAGUUUGGCGAGGGGAUGCUAUUGGCGCUGUUCGAUCACGCCUAUGCCUCCCCUUUUGGCACCUUCCUGUGCAACAACGAAAAGGAGAGGGUUGAUUCUAGUGAAGCAAUGGAUUGGAGUCAAAUUGUUUGGGCUCAAAUUCUGGCUCACCAUUCACCUGAUGGAUGAUCAAAAGCAACCCUGAGUCUGUUUCAUCAGUAGCAAGGAGGUGAUCUUAAUAGUCACAAUAAUCUAGAGGUGGGCUAUAUGUGUGUGUGAGAGGAUUAGCUGAGUUAAAGCAUACCAAGUGCUUAACACUGUGCCUGGCACAGUGGGCAUGCAAGUGGUAAUUACUGUCAUUAUUUGGUUGACUUGUUGCUCCCAUUAGCCAUCUUUCUUUCAUCAGACUGAGACAAGGGGAAGGAGGGUUCACUCCUGUCCAAGAAGGUGGAGAUCAUAUAUUUAGUUAUCUUUUCUUGCCCAGUGGCCUCCUCCCCACCAUGUUGUUUUCACUAACUCUGCUUAUCCAGGUUAGAAACUUUUUACCUCUCUCCCCAUCCUACAUAUUCAGCUUUUCUUCUAAGAAUUUCUUAUCUUAGUCCUUUCCCGUCCAAGGCCCCUUCUACUUCCCUAAUCCAGACUUUCCUUUCCAUGUAGACCAUUGGAAUAGCUUCCUCACUGCUUAUAGUACCUUCACUUUCAUCUUUUUUUUUCUCUUUUAAACUCAUCAGUCUGCUGCUGCUGCUGCUGUCGCUUCAGUCGUGUCCAACUCUG
This is a messenger RNA of Cervus elaphus (red deer), 2394 nucleotides long. Its product is annotated as myotubularin-related protein 9-like. The transcript has 9 exons. Gene Ontology annotation, biological process: negative regulation of autophagy. The record is from RefSeq and is a predicted model, not a curated record. The coding region runs from base 385 to 1809 and encodes 474 amino acids. Lineage: Eukaryota; Metazoa; Chordata; Mammalia; Artiodactyla; Cervidae.